AUAAAUCGAUAAAGCAACGAAGAAAUAUCAAUAAAAGUAACUUACAAUUGUGUUACAUUGCUCAAUAUACUGUUAUGUUUCUGGUACUGCUAUUGAUUCAAAUGUGUAAUGCACUAUGGCGGAAUGGUAUUAUCCAUUAUAAUAUAAAUAGUAAAGAUUAUGACCUCCACUCGCAAGAUGAAAUUAUGUCGACAUUUUCAAAAUUACAAGAGGAAAUCUGUUUGAAAUUUUUCAUGACACCAUCUAAUAACAUGACAAUUGAGAAGAUAUUGUAUAUAAGUAAUCCAAAUAAGCUUAAAACCUGUUCAUCACCAGAAUAUGACUUUUCUAAAGAUGUUGUGUACCUGCCGAUCGGAUAUAAAUGUAUAAAUCAAAAAGAUAUUUCCAGACUGGUUAUAGAUAUGAUACGGGCAAGUAUUGAGAAUUCUGUAUCUCCUGUAAAUAGCUUCGAUCUUGUCAGACGAACGAACGAAUUUGAGGAAUCAAAUAGACAAUCUCUUAUGUCGACAAUAGAUCGUAAUUAUAUAAACACACAUUACUAUGAAGAAUGUGGUGAAUCAAAAACGCCUAAGAGACGAAGCGGUGUUACAUCUAAAUUGACAGAAGAGAAUCUGAAUUAUUAUAAGGGCAAAGUAUGGCCGCUGGGUAUCAUUAUGUAUGGAAUAGAAGAGGAUUUACGUGGCACAGUUGAUCACAACGUUCUAUCAUUCUCUAUGGCCUCCAUAGAACUGUCAACGUGUGUCGUAUUCCAAGAAAUAAGUCAUAAUGAUGAUCUGUCACCUAAAAAUUGUGUAUGGUUCGGUAAACUUGGGCAAGAUAUUCCAUUGUUAGGAUUUGGAGAAGGAAACCAGACACUAAAAUUAUCUUCUAUUGUGAACGGUGUGCCGGGCCACAAGGGGCAUACUAUUAACAAUUUGAUGAGGAUCCUUGGUGUACAUAUGACCUCCAAUCGUUAUGAUCGUGAUAACUAUGUUACUAUUAAUUGGAAUAAAGUAGAAAUGGGUAAAGAGCAUUAUCUUGAGAAAGCCCCCGAAGUGUCCUGGUUGGCACAGAUACCUUACGACUUUGAUAGUGUUACACACGCACCAGCGAAUUUUUUGUGUAAUGAGUGUGAAUUUGGUGCCACUACCGUGCAGCCGAUACAGGAUUAUCUAUGGCAACGUACAAUGUCUAUGGGCCAUAAAACAGUACUAACAGAUGCAGACAUAGAAACAGUCAAUAUUAUAUAUAGCGAGGAAUGCCGUGGCCGAUUUGGAAAUCAUGAUAUUUCUAUAUAAACAACAAUACGAUUAAUUUCUCUUCUUGGCAUAAGUCAAAAAUUUUUUUGGUAUUAAUAUAAUAUAAUAUUAUUAUAUAUAUUAUUAUAUAUUCAAACAUUUUAAUACCAUGCAUAUAGCAUGGUAUAUCUUUAUGAAAAUGACUUGUAUUUUCGUCUUGUCAGUGAUCUUUUAUUAUACAAAAGAGUAAAGACUAUUAAAUUACUUAAUAAAAAAUA
This is a messenger RNA of Pieris brassicae (large cabbage white), 1495 nucleotides long. RefSeq names its product hatching enzyme 1.2-like. The record is from RefSeq and is a predicted model, not a curated record. The coding region runs from base 75 to 1277 and encodes 400 amino acids. Gene Ontology annotation, biological process: proteolysis. Gene Ontology annotation, molecular function: metalloendopeptidase activity; zinc ion binding. NCBI's taxonomy places the organism in Eukaryota, Metazoa, Arthropoda, Insecta, Lepidoptera, Pieridae. The transcript has 9 exons.